Akanthomyces muscarius is the source of this 1272-nucleotide messenger RNA. RefSeq lists its product as uncharacterized. Gene Ontology annotation, cellular component: cytoplasm. Gene Ontology annotation, molecular function: adenylosuccinate synthase activity; GTP binding. Bases 1 to 1272 code for a protein of 423 amino acids. The transcript has a single exon. Gene Ontology annotation, biological process: IMP metabolic process; 'de novo' AMP biosynthetic process. The record is from RefSeq and is a predicted model, not a curated record. NCBI's taxonomy places the organism in Eukaryota, Fungi, Ascomycota, Sordariomycetes, Hypocreales, Cordycipitaceae.
AUGACUAUCAAUGUGAUUCUUGGGGCCCAAUGGGGCGACGAAGGCAAGGGGAAGCUGGUUGACAUCCAGUCCCGGGAGGCGCAAAUUUGUUGCCGAGCUGCAGGUGGGGCUAAUGCAGGACAUGUGGUUAAGGUGGAUGGAAUCUCUUACAGCUUUCACCUCUUGCCCUCUGGCCUCAUGAAUCCGCGAUGCAUGAAUUUCAUCGGCUCCGGUGUGGUCUUUCACAUCCCAACCUUCUUCAGCGAGCUCAAGGAGCUCGAAGAGAAGGGCCUGACCGCGGUCCACGACCGAAUUCUUGUUUCUGACAGGGUCAACGUCCUCUUGGACAUGCACAUGGCAGUGGAUGGUCUCGAGGAGAAGGAGCUUGGGGACGAAUCUAUUGGAACAACAAGACGUGGCAUUGGCCCGUGCUACCAAACAAGCAGAGCGCGAACUGGCAUCAAAUUAACUGACAUCUUCCAUCCUGAACUUUUGGAGAAGAAGGUGAAGCGCUUAGCUGAUGGCUAUCAAAAGCGCUUCGGAGAACUGUUCAAGUACGACGUCACAGCCGAGCUAGCCCGUUUUGAGGAGUAUAGGGAGUCGCUGAGGAAAUAUGUCGUGGAUGGCGUGUCCUUCAUGGCAUCCGCACAGCAGAGCGACACCAAGAUUGUGGUCGAAGGCGCAAACGCGCUGAUGCUAGAUAUUGAUUAUGGCUCGUACCCAUUCGUUACUUCGUCAAGUACCACGCUUGCUGGCAUUAUUGGUGGACUCACGCUGAACCCGAAGAACAUUGCAGAGACGGUUGGAGUGGUUAAGGCUUACACCACCCGCGUUGGUUGGGGUGCCUUCAAGACCGAAGAUACGGAAAAGAUUGGCACCAAACUUCAGGAGAUUGGACGGGAAUGGGGGACGUCGACCGGCCGCAAACGCCGAUGUGGAUGGCUUGACCUUGUUGUUGUCAAGUACAGCAACUCAAUCAACUACUACACCAGCCUUAACCUGACAAAGCUCGACGUCUUGGACACUUUCGAAACGAUCAAGAUCGCGAUUGCUUACAAGGUCGACGGACAGGAGUUGGACUCUUACCCAGCGGAUCUUGAGAUCUUGGAACGAGCUGAGGUGAUUUACCAUGAGAUGCCAGGGUGGCAAACGCCGACUACCAACGCGAAGACCUACGACGAUCUGCCCAACGAGGCUCGCGACUACGUGGAGUAUAUCGAGAAGUUUGUGGGAGUCCCGAUCAAGUACAUUGGCACCGGUCCCGAACGUGAGGCCAUGAUCCAGCGCGUCUGA